AUGGUGUCGUCAGUAACUUCGCAAGAUGCGCAGGUUGGGUCGAAUAAGCGAAAGCGGGUUGAGGAGGAAGAUGGUGCAGAGAACACAUCCAAGACAGCUGGCGGACAACAGCCCAGCAAGAAAAAGAAGAAGAAACGGUCAAAAGGUGCGAAAGGCGGGAACGACUACGAUGCGAAUAAGGUUAUGGGUAAGGAUGGAGGGAUUGACGAGUCCAUUGGAAAGAUGGACGGGAAGCUCCUUGGAGAUUACUUCGUGCAGCGAGUGAAGAGGCAUAACAAGAACUUGACCGCUGUGGAAUUGGACGAUUUCUAUAUCCCAGAACAUGCAUUUCUCGAUACCUCAUCCUGGGAAUCGUCUCGGGAGCUCGAUAACAUGCCAUCCUUCCUGAAAGCGUUCAGUCCAGAGAAAGGCGCAUCUCUUUCCAAGGCUUCUGAAGUUCACGGAUCUCCACAUACACUGGUUGUCACUCUAGCAGGCCUCAGAGCGGCAGAGAUAACAAGGGCGCUACGGCAAUUUCAAAACCAGGACUGCGCUGUUGCCAAGCUCUUUGCUAAACAUAUUAAACUGAAAGAAGCUCAGGAAACAGUGGAGAAGACAAGGAUAGGUAUAGGUAUCGGAACGCCGGUCAGGCUGAAUGAUCUUGUGAACUCGGGAUCACUAAAGCUUGAUUCGUUGAAGCGUAUUGUUGUUGAUGGCUCCUAUGUUGACCAAAAGAAGCGCGGCAUAUUUGAUAUGAAGGAGCUCCAUUUCCCUCUUAUGGAGCUUUUAAAUCGAGCCGAGCUUAGAGACCGAUAUCAGUCAAAGAAAAGUGAUAAGGUGCAAAUUAUUGUAUUUUGA
Molecule: messenger RNA, 837 nt
Organism: Nannizzia gypsea CBS 118893
Lineage: Eukaryota; Fungi; Ascomycota; Eurotiomycetes; Onygenales; Arthrodermataceae
Exons: 5
Coding region: 1-837 (278 amino acids)
Cellular component (GO): 90S preribosome; nucleus
Source: RefSeq, a predicted model, not a curated record